UUAACCCACUGAGCAAGGCCAGGGAUUGAACCCGCAACCUCAUGGUUCCUAGUCAGAUUCAUUAACCACUGAGCCACGACGGGAACUCCUGUUUCUCAUUCUUGUUGUGAGCCACACGGGAAGUCCCUGUUUCUCAUUCUUAAGCGAAUCUUUUCCCUUUGACUUAUCCUGGUGAUGCCCAUUGACCAAAAACCACCAGGAUCCCACCUAUCCAGUGAUCUUACAGAGUUACAACGGGAAGUAUUAACUAAGUAUAUUCUGUCCCUUGGUUUGCUAAGAGGCUAUAAAGACUAUAGAUUAUCCAUGACAUUCCCAGGUAGUGUAUUUAAACUGGUUUGUUGGACUUCCACAGCAGAAGAUUAGGCAAAAUUUGGAUCACUUUUCUAAUGGUAUUAUUCUUGCUUUUGGAGUAGUAGUUCUACACGGUAUACAUAAAGAGAGUCAGUUAAUCACUUCUGAGAGCUCUCCUGAAUAGCUAAUACCUGUUUCAUUUUGGAAGUCUCAUUAUCUUCCUAAAGGAAACAUGCUACACUGGAGAGAAAAGGGCUUUACAUAUCAGCCUCUUAAUUAUUCCAUAAACCCAAGAUAGGUUUGGAUGUAGGAGGUGAACCAAAGCCUGGUGUUGAUGUCAUAAUUCCUGAUGAGUUACAGAUAAUAUCAAGCAUAUAAAUGUAUUUUAUCACAGCGAGAGUGAGCCAAUAAUUGUUUCCUUGAGGUGGGCACUUUCUGUGGAGUUUGGUUCCUGCACAGAAGUCUGGGAAAUCUUGGAGAAAACGACCAGUGCAGUGAGAAUCGCUCCAGCAUUUGUUCCCUCCCCUGGUGAGACUGGUUCUGGUGACAGUGCUAUAUGAUUAUAGCCGAAGUAUUUUGUUGACUUGGAAUAAAGUUCCUUGUUUUUACAGUAAUGAAGAUUGAGGCUUUUGGUAUAAGGAAAAUUCAAAUAUCCGAGAACUUUGGGAGGAAAGUGGUCUGAGGAUUUUAAAGGAACAAUUGUUAAAUCUUUUACAGUGGAAUUUAACAGACUCAGAGUCAAGUUCCGCUGUAGAAGAUUUAAUACCUAUGCCUUUAAACUCCUGAGGUGUCCAAUUUCCUCCCAAAGGUCCCUUCCGCCAUGUGAGGGUACGUGGAAACCUCUGUGACCUGGAAGUGGGCCCACAGCUGACUACGUUGGCACCUUGAUCUUGGACCUCCAGCCUCCAGAACUGUAUGACUAUGCUGGAAGGCAAAGUCACACGCUUUACCUACAGGACAAAUCACCAUGAAUACAGCAGUUACAAAUGCAGUGUGGUUCAGGAAGAAAAGAGACCUGCUGAAGACCCGGCAUCUAGCGGCCUGAGGACUGGAGAUGUUGGACACCAUUGUCCCUUCUCUGCCGGACCUGGGCAGGCAUGUGCUGCCCACACUGCCCUCGCUGAGCCAGGAAGAAGUCUCUACUAUUUGGGGGAAUGUGUCAGAAUUUGUGGAACGGCAGCUAUCCCUGCACAAGGGGGUUCAUAUUCCAGGACUGGGAACUUUCACUUUCAUGAGACAAAAACUGGAGGUGGGAAACAACAAAUUUAUUCUAAUUCAGAGACCCAUGUUUAUCAUGGCGGAGAAGUUAGUACAGAUCCACGGACUCAAACAAAACAAAGCAUAUACUCCUGGUGACAUCCCAGUUGUUCCACUUAACUUUGUCAUGAUAUCUCUGGAGGGUCCAUUUACCAGAGAUGUAGUGGAAGGAUGCGUGAAGGAGACAUUGCUUUUUUUAUCACGAUCCAUUUCCACCAAACAAAACGUGGAGUUUACAUUCAAAGGAAUUGGGGUCCUCGUGAUCAAAGACGGCAAAGUCAAGAUGAGAUUCUAUAAGGACUUCCUUUGUACAAUGGAUGGAAGUGAGACUUUGGCAAAAGCCCUAACAAACAGGCCUGGCACAGUGGACUCAGUGUUGUCUAGCAGAGAGACCUUGGGGAAGCGGCCCAACAGCGUGCUUGCAUUUCCAAGGGUUGAGUUCAAGGAAAUGGAGAACAAACCACUUAUGGAAACCAUUGUAGAAGAAGAUCGAAAGAGUAAACAAAAAAGUAACAAGUUAAAAGACCAGCCAGACAAGGAAGAAGGCAUCCCAGAGAUCUUAUCACCCAAGGUAACUCAAGAUAGACAAGCUGUCUCACCUGCCAAGGCAACAAACCUCAGUUUGCCAAACAAAUUGGAGCAGAAUGGGAAGAAUAUGAACCUUGAAAGCCUAUCAUUUCCAGGUGGUGUGAAAAAUGACAAUGAAAUGACUCAAAUGUCUCCAGCCCUUUCUUGCCAGGAUCAUAAUAGGGCAGGACAGGAAAUGUGUUACGUAUGCUUGCAACGAGCCCAGCGGAAUACUCCACUGUACUGCAGUGAGGAGAGGCGGAGGAAGGAGGUGGAGGAUGAGCGGCUCAUACAGCAGUACCAAAUGCUGAAAGACCAGGAGGCUCUCUUUAAAGAGCAGAUGAGAAGUCUGGCUAGUAGGGAACAGAAUCAAAAAAAUGCUGCUUAUAAUCUUGGAGUUGCUGAAGCUAUAAGAAUCCACAAGAAUGAGAAACCUGAAUUUUAUAAAUCCUUCCUGUUUGAUAAACGGCCACUCAGUCCUGAGAUUAAUGCUUUUAAGCAAGAGGCAUAUUCCCAAAGUCUCCUAAAACAAGUGGAUUGCAGACGGGGAAAGGAUAUAAAGCAGAGACAGAACAGAGAGUUGAUGGAUCGCCUGGAACAAGUGCAGCUCACAGAGGAACUUGCUGCACAAAGAGCCAAAUAUAUAAAAGAUAAGAUGGAAGAAACACAGUGUUACAAGAGAGCUUUGGAUGCACAGAUAAAGAACAGAUACCCCCAGCUGCCCAUGUUUGAGCCAGACUCUUCUGAGCCCAUCUUUGGGAAGAAUGAGGGUGAGCUGAUGAUGGAAAGGCGAAAGCGAGAACAGAAUUGCCUGAAGCACCAGCUGGAGGCAGCUGCUAACCACAAGAGGAAAGCCAUCCUGCACCAGCUGGUGGACCAAAAGCGGGACUUGUUGAUGCUUCAGAGGACACACAAAGAGCACUUAGCAGACAGAAACGCUGAGCUGGAGCGAGUGAACAGAAUCAACCAAAGCUUGCAGGACGACUGGGAAAGAAGUGCUGUGAUGAAGAAGCAGCGGGACUUGGAGGAAAAGGCUUUUGAGCGGGCUUCGGACAAGCUCUUCCUCCUGGACCAGUGCGAGAAGUAUCGGCGCUGCAGGCAGUGCCAGAGGCGCACCUCCAACGUGGGCGAGAGCAACCUGUGGCCCUUGAACAAGUACAUGCAUGGCUCCCGGCUCUUUCUAUAAAACCAAAGUUUGGGCCUGCGUUUCCUGGGGAAAGUUUUUCUUUUUAAACUGUUUAGGGGGGAUGGUGAAACGACAUAUUUGCACUUUAGAGGAAACAAAAUAUAUUGUACCAUUUUGGUGCUUUCAGAUGUGGACUGAAUUCACAUUGAUGGGGUCUCCCCUUCUGUCUUCCUCCUGUUUCUCCCCCACCGCAACCCUGUAGCUGCUAGGCAAGGGAUUCUGGCUGAGGGGGUGCUGCUGACCCAGCCCUGUGUGCUGAUGUGUAAGAAACUUAUGUUUUCCUCACCUGUAAUGAAUGUACCUUCUACGUGCUUGUGCACAACAAAUCAUAAUGGUAAAUUUUAUCACCGCUCCCCCAGCCCUAGAUUUUUCCAGAGGACAGUAUGUGUGAACCAACCAUAGGUAGGUUAAGCUAUUUGCCUCACGUGGUCUGAGCAUGUUGUCUGUCUAGUUGAUGACACACCUGGGACUUGUUGGACCUUAGGGGGUAUUGUUCCCUUGGGGAUCUUCCAACCAGCAAUCUUGCAUCUAGCCAUUUCUGCACCAUGAUAUUCUUGGGAUAAGUGUGUGCUGGAAGGGGAGCCUGGCAAGGUCCACCUUCUUCUCUCAUUGCUUCUCUUGCAUCCAUUUUAAGCAGUACUGCUGUGGAAGAGAAGGGCUUCCCAUUAAGGAUUUUCAGUUAAGGCUAUGUGUUCCCAAUCCAAACUUUCUUCAUCUUCACCCCUUGUCUUUCCUCUCCCUGCCCUGCCCCCUCAGGUGAAACCAUUCACAGAGUGAGGUCCAGAUUCUGAAAUAUAAAAAACCCGGGAAGAAAGUCCCUUUUAGACUCUCUGCUUUCUGUCUGCCACAUCUUUCCCAGAAAAUGGGGAAAAGUCUAUAUGGAGAGACUCCAAAACAUUGUUUUUCCCUACUCUAAAUAUAAAAUAGGAAGGUUUUGAGCCCUGAAUAGUUAAGGGAAAAAUACUUACUCAAAUUGAUAUUGAGCAAAUUUUGUUGUCAAUGUUCUCUUUUACUAUGGAACUAAGUAUGAUCUCUGCUGACUGGUACUUUCUAGAACACUUCCCCCCAUGCUUCCUACACUGCCACUUCCUUCCAUUUCCUCAGAAGUCCCCUCCAAGCAGAAAGUCCAAUCAUCACCAACCAAUAUUUAAAACAACAGCCAUUCCCUGGGACUGCUCAACUUACU
This is a messenger RNA of Sus scrofa (pig), 4487 nucleotides long. It is a transcript of the gene CCDC81, whose product is annotated as coiled-coil domain containing 81. The record is from RefSeq and is a predicted model, not a curated record. NCBI's taxonomy places the organism in Eukaryota, Metazoa, Chordata, Mammalia, Artiodactyla, Suidae. Gene Ontology annotation, cellular component: microtubule organizing center.